AUCACUGCCUCUGAUAGGAGGUUGGGAGCUGUGACUUCACAUCCUCCUGCCUUUUUGCUGGUGGCUGAUUGGGCAGGGGGCAAGUCCAAGCGUGGGCUCUGGGCUGUGUCUGAGAUUCACAACUCUUAGAGGUUGCUGUAAAUGCCAGUGAACUUAGUCACUGUCCACAGGCUUAGGCUGUGUGGCUCACAAAGGCUUUUCCCUAGUGUUCAUUUCAAUGACUUUUUGGGGGGUCUGUCUUUGAUACAAUGUGCACAAAUCUUUUUAGAUGCAUUAAAAGUAGUUUUAUUUCAUAAAACACUUUGGUCCAUGAUUUACAGUCUGAACAACUUUAGAAACCGCAACGUGAAACCUGUCCUCUCAGAAGAAUGUCUAACUCUAGGGAACUCAUAGGUGUGCAGGUGCUCUCUGUAGAGCUGUUGCCCCAUAUUGGUGCAAGUCAAAUCAGUAAGGAUCCUGUCUGGGUCAGAUGUUGUGGGCCCACAUGACUGCCGUGCAUCACCCAGUUGGGUGCUACACAUUGGUGGUGGAUGAGAUGGGAUACUCCAUCCCAAUGUAAUUUAGGGCUAUCAGCCCCCGGCACAAAAAUGUGGCCUCAUAAGCCUAUGGUAGUUCAGAUGGGCAAUGGAUGCUGGCAGCAGGACUUUCUUUCGGGGCCUUUGUGGCCCUCAAAGAGAAGGAAGUGUUUCAACUCACUGUCUGCCAAUGUGACUGGGACCUGCAGUACCCAUGCAAGAGUUUCACUGCUUUGAUUGGACACAGGUAUGGAGGAGUGCCUGAUGGGAAUGAGAGAAUCCUAUAGCCCAGCUCUGACCUGUGUCUAGGUGGGCAGAAGAACUGCAGCCCCCACGGUUUUCAGCAGGCCUCCAUACCUCAGAUUGGCUUCUCUUCUGUGUAGCGGUCAGUACUAUAACGUGGCAUGAAACAGACCCUGGUGUGCCUUCCAGGCAACCUUCUAAGGAAUCAUGAUCUUGUGAAGGUGGGGCUCGAAUUGCACACAGCGAAUCAAAUGAAGUUAUUUUUGGUUACCAGCAACGUUGAUUACCAGCCAGAGCAGGAGAUUCCAGUACUCCCAACCAAUCUGUGUAGCGCACAAAUGGUAAGGAUUCUUACCAGACGUUGUCGAUGAUGCACGGCUGGAAACAGGACCUCAGAGGCUCAGAAGAGCAGGGGUUGUGUUUCUAACUGUUGUUCAGUAAAUGAAGGACCUCUAAACUCCACUACAAGUCUUUUGACUGGGGGGUUGUGUAAGGAAUGCACAGUGACCUUUUUAAAGCUAUACCUUCUUUUGAAGUAUACCUGCAGUGUUUCACUUCCUGAAGUAUGAGGCUCUUCAGCUAUUGGCUGCCUGCUGGUCAGAUGACUGGACGUGUGGACCCUUUGGUCUCACCUGUUCGUGGGCAGGAUGGCGAUCUCUUUAUGCAGUCUCUGCCAUGUUUGUGCUUUGUGUUGACUUCUGUGCAUUACCCAGUGUUCACCACCAAGGCGGGAAAUGUCCAGACCAUCCCCUCCUUGACCAAACAGUUGAAGGCCAUCACUGGUGAGACUGUCAUUGGUCUUCAGUAUGUGUGGGAGUACCGCAGCCCCAGUAAGUCAGUCCCGCCCCAUUACCAGUGUAAACUCUGCAAGGUGAGCCGUCUGCAGACUGACAUGCUGGCUCACAUCAAGGGCUGGAAGCACUCCUUCAGAUACAUGAAGCAAAAUCAUUCUGCCAAGGUGCCCUUUGAGGAAGAUGCUGCCACAAAGGACCAUGAAGUGAGGAAGAAGGUGAAAAGAGCAGCAGCAGAGCUGGAGAAGGCAGAGGGCAGGGGACAGCUAAAGGUGAUUCUGAAGGAGCCCAGUGAGGUCCAAGCGUUUGCAGGACUACGUUCAGCAAUCCCCAACAUGGGGCCACCAGGAGGGAUGGGAGCUAGAGGACCAAAACCAGGUGGCAGGUUUGCAGAGCCUCUGUUCCCAGGGGAGUUCCCUCUCCAAGGCGGCCUCCUCAACUACCCCAUGGGUGGUAUGGGGGGCUACUCUGACCCCCUUUCUCGCUCCACUCCCUCUACAGCCUUCCAGAAAAGGGACAUGAGCUUCCGAGGCUACCCUGACAAUACAGGGGGGCAGAGGCUGGGGGUUUCAGCCGAUGGCUUUGGGCUGGGAAGGGACGGAGGCUUUGGCCAGGAGGGGCUGUUGGGGGAGAGUCCGGGAAGCCGCUACCCUGAUGAGUUCAGAGGGGGACAGAUGGGAAGUGGAUCAGGCCAAGGGUUGAUGGGAGCUGUACCUGAAACCAGCAGCCUUCCGUCCACACUGCUCAAAUACCUGGACAAUUUCCAGAUCGAGAACGAGGGUGAUGCUCAGAUCGUGCUGAAGGUGACACAGAAGCUGACGGAUGUCCUAAUGGACUACAGACUUAGGAGUGUUUCCUCGCAGGGUCCUAGUAUGAAGAGCGGUUCGUCGCUGGGCUCCAUGAGCUACUCCGAUUCUCCCAGAAUGGCUAGCGGUAGUGACCGCUUCUCAGGUGGCUUCUCUGGGAACCUUUCCGGCCCUUCCAGAUACUCUGAUGGUCCAUCCAGGUACUACAACUAACUGAUCCAUCCCCACGUGACAUCCAUCUUCCUGGGGUAACCCAUCCACCACCUCCGCCUCACCCCCAAGAUAUACCCUGAGUCCAUGGGGUCUGCAGCUGUCUGUCUAGCCACUGAAGAGGAUUUUUAUUUUAUAUAGUUAUAAUUUUCCUUCAAAGCAGAAACUCUGAUACAAUUGUGUACUUAUUAGUGCAGACUUUGUUUUUACAUAACUUAUUUUGACAUGAAUAGAUUGGACCAAAGUUUGACUUUUAGUUUUAAUUAUUGUCUGUAUUCAUAUGUGAUUUUGGCAUAUAUUUUACUGGGGUUUCUUGGAUGAAUCUUGUUUAAUGUUUAGAAAUUAAGUGUUAGAUAGAAAACAAGUGUAAUGUUUAGGGAAACAGAUGUUUGGUGGUAAAUGGGUUACUGAUGUACUGACUGCUGUUUGAGUUGGGCUUGUCAUCGCUGUUUUUCUCCACACCUGGCUUCACCUGCAGUAUCGUCUGAGACCAGCCACCCUGACAGCUGAUGAAACUGAGGAGUAUUUCUGUCUGUAUUAAAGCCCUUUUGUGGGGGGAAACUCAUUCUGAGUGGCUGGGCCUGAACGGAAUCCCAGGAUUUAUAGUGCAUUUGGAAAGUAUUCAGACACUGACUUUUUCCACAUUUUCUUACGUUAUAGCCGUAUUCUAAAAUGUAUUAAUUUACACACACACUACCCAAUAAG
Salvelinus namaycush (lake trout) is the source of this 3270-nucleotide messenger RNA. RefSeq lists its product as uncharacterized. The record is from RefSeq and is a predicted model, not a curated record. The transcript is spliced from 9 exons. Gene Ontology annotation, cellular component: precatalytic spliceosome. NCBI's taxonomy places the organism in Eukaryota, Metazoa, Chordata, Actinopteri, Salmoniformes, Salmonidae. Gene Ontology annotation, molecular function: single-stranded RNA binding; double-stranded RNA binding. The coding region runs from base 1324 to 2568 and encodes 414 amino acids.